Messenger RNA from Hyalella azteca, 4317 nucleotides. RefSeq names its product hornerin. The record is from RefSeq and is a predicted model, not a curated record. Gene Ontology annotation, biological process: resolution of meiotic recombination intermediates; double-strand break repair via homologous recombination. Gene Ontology annotation, cellular component: RecQ family helicase-topoisomerase III complex; nucleus; nuclear body. Bases 52 to 3051 code for a protein of 999 amino acids. The transcript is spliced from 13 exons. Lineage: Eukaryota; Metazoa; Arthropoda; Malacostraca; Amphipoda; Hyalellidae.
UAGAAGGUAGUCAAAGUUGUUAUUUUUGUUGUAUUUUUUGAAAAAUUUGGUAUGAGUUCAAUAACAGAAAUAUGUUCAAAGCUGAAAUCUGAAGGCUGGCGUGUGAGUGUACAGUCAAUUGAGAAAGGGUUUGACUCCAGAGAUGAUGUAGCUGAAUCCAUUUUUCAUUCAUAUAAGAGUCUCAAAGAUCUUCUACUUGAUACCGACCUCAAGGAUGUGGUAGACAAGAAAGUUUCUGAUGAAUCAUCUUCUUCCAAAAAAUCAAGCUCGGUAACAGGCCCGCUGGUGGUGCAAGUGUGCAGCAUACGCAACAUUUGUGUUCCUAGAACUGCUGAAGGUGGAGAUGCUGUCUCUGGACGCCUCCUGCGCCUCACGCUAACAGACGGCCUGGCAAUUCAUCAUGCGCUAGAAUACCAGCCCUGUCCAGUUCUGAGACCUGACACUGCGCCUGGCACCAAGCUCCUGCUCAUUGGUAAAGUGCCAGCUGCUGGAGGUUUUCUUCUGCUUGCUCCAAAGCACAUCACUCAUCUGGGUGGCCGAGUGGAUGCCUUAUAUGAACGAUGGAAGCUUACUGAGAGCAUCUACUCAUCUACACGCCCUGCUGCAGUCACCAACCUCGACGGCUCCAGUCCUCCACCAUGGAUUCCAUUUGGCAAAGGUGACGCAGGCGGUGCGGUGAACGGCAGCCUGCGCGGCUUCAAGGCCCUCAAGACCGUCGUCAAAGAGACUGAGGAUAACAAGGAUGCAUUCACCGUGCACCGCAAGCACACUGUGCAGGAGAUCGUCAAAGGAUCAGCUGGCGGAAAGGUGUUCGGUGGCGGACGACAAAUGGCCAACUCCUCAGUGGCGCGGGUGGUGGCCGCCGGCUUCCCUGCCGACGUUGCCAAGUGGGCGCUGGACAACAACCGACAGGACGUGGGCGCUGCUAUCAGGGAGCUUAAAGCCGCCGCCACAGGCCAGCCGCUGCCGGCCCCGCCUCGUCGUGAGCCUCUCUCGUCAGGAGGCGGCGGCUCGACGUCCCGAGGACGAGGCAGAGGCCGUGGUCGUCGUGGUCGUGGAGGACGAGCAGGAGACUCUGACGAUGAGGAUGACUACGAAGCCAUGCGUGACGCUCCCAGACCGUCAGGGCCCGCCUCGCUUUUUGACUUCUUCGAUGCUAAACUUGCCGAGCGCAACGAAACCAUUCAGUUCGUUGAGCCUCUCAGUGACGUUAGAGGCGUGAUGUACGAAGGCCGCAACACUGACAACAACAACAGGAAUGACAGCAACAGAAACAACAGCCGUGGCACCGACCCUCGAGGGCGACGUGGUCGAGGAAGUCGGGGCUUUGGGAGCGCUAGAAACACGGCGCCCCGAGACAGUCCACCCCCUGAUCUGAGCAACCCCAUGGCUUGGCCGGCCCCUGGGGAGGAGGUUCAGAAGCCGCGCCUGGACACGAAGACUUCGUACCUGCAGAGCAAAGCUCGCCAGGAGGACCUAGAGGAGCAGGAGCGCGAGCUUGAGCGCAUCGCGCGCGAGGAAAAAAUGCGCGCAGCGAGAGAGAGGAAGGGAGAAUUGCCCAUCACUCUGCGCAGGGGGGAAGGAAGGGGAAGGGAGAACUGGAAUGAGAGCUACAGAGGGGGAAGAGGUGGAGGCCCUAGAGGAGGUAGAAAUGAAAGGGGAAGUGAAUAUUCGAUGAGAGGUGAACGGGAACACCUGCGAGGCAAAGGAGAUCGAGGAACAAAUUUUCGAGCUGAUGAAAGUGAUAACGCCAAAGCAAAAUUAAGUUAUAACGUAAGGGGAAGUGGAAUGUAUGAUACAUCACUGAAUAGGAGAAAUGACAGAGAAGGAGGAUUCGACAACCAUGUUGCUAAAAGUGGAAAAGAUGCCAGUGGAAACAACUCUUUUCGGGGCCAAGUUAACAAUAAAUUCAGUGACCGCGCUGAAAAAAAUGAAGUCAACGAAAGCUCAACGUCUCGAGACGACGGGCGUUCGGACCAAAACAAUUCUGCCGGCGGCCGGUAUGGCUCGUACAACCAAAAUCCACCACAACACAAUUCUUACGAUAACUCGCGCUCACAGCAAUACCAUGAACACGACCAAACAACCUCAAAUUAUUAUGGUUACUCGCAAAAUAAGUCACGGAACGGCUUUAAAGGAGAUCGAGGUUCCCAUGGUGGUGCUCCAGGAUACCGCGGAAGCUUUGGCGGACAGGAACUUGAUAAGAAUGCGCAUGGACGCCAACAAGGAUCGUUCAGAAGCGGUCAGGGCAACCAAGGAGGACCACGAGAACCCUAUGGGGGCUUCCAAGAUCCAUAUGGCGGAGCUUUCCAAGAUUCCUACACGAGUUCACGCAAGUCUCAAGGCGGGGAUAAUGGCUCAUAUGAUAAUUCCCAAGGCUAUUCCUACCGCGACAAUCACGCUGCAAUAAACAGGGAACCUUACGGGGAUUCUAGAGCGCCGUACUACAAUUCUGGUCCUCGCGAGGGCUAUAAUCCUGGUGGGCACCGAGGAGGUUCGUAUCGUGGAUCCUACGAUGGAAAAUACGGCGAGUCCAGGAGCUCAUAUAACCUGCACGACGGAGGUUCGAGUGAUGGCACUCGUGGUGCCAGAGAUCCCAAUUCAAAUCAGAGCCAAAAGCGCGGCUUCGGAGGCUUUUAUCAAGGAGGUGGCAGUUACGGUGGCAGCACUGCAGGAGGUGGCAGUUACGGUGGCAGCACUGCAGGAGGUGGCAGCACUGCCGGAGGUGGCAGCUAUGGUGGAAGCACUGCAGGAGGUGGAAGCACUGCAGGAGGUGGCAGCUAUGGUGGCAGCAGUGCAGGAGGUGGCAACACUGCUGGAGGAGGCAGCUACGGUGGCAGCACAGCAGGAAGUGGCAGCGCUUCUGACAGUGCUCGCUACACGCGUGAUCAAGAGCAGCUUAUAGAGCAGUUCAAGAUGAGCGUUCAGCUUCAGGGCUACACCGGCUACUCUGAGAUACAGGAUCACCGACCACACAGCUCUCGCGGAUCCCGAGGCACGUUGGAGUUUCGUCGUGGGGGAUAUCGAGGCUACGGUAACCUCCACCCCUAACGCUGUGACGUUGUGGUGUCGACGUUAUGACGUGGCGGUCGUAACGCUGUGACGUUGUGGUGUCGACGUUAUGACGUGGUGGUCGUAACGCUGUGACGCUACAGUGUAUCGGUUAUAACGCUAUAACGUACACCAAAGCUGGUUGCCUGUAAUUAAUUCAUCACAGUUUCUUUCUGAUAAAUGUAUAGACCAACCAGUUUGUCAUAGACGCUAACUUUAAUGCAUACCCUCAAUUUCCUUGAUGCCAUGGCGACCGCAUUCUUACUAUUCAAAGUAAUUUGUUUUUCAAAGGACCAUGGUUGCCUGGUUGCCAUAUUUUUCGCAAUAUUAUUUAGAAACUUCUCGAUCUCAGUCAGUACCCUAUUUCAACUUUCUUUCAUCCUCAGGUCAUUUUUCUCAAUUUCAGCUCGAUCACAAAGAUACCUAGCCUAUAAGUAAUUAUGCUAUACCGUCUAAGGCCAUGUCAAUGCCUCAGACUACCGGGUAACAUUUUGCGUAAUUUCCAAUGCAAUGUAACUUUUAGUUAAUGAAAUUAGUUAACUAGUUCGCUAUCUUUACUACUACACUUCGUUUGCUACCUGCCUGCCGAGUAGCUCAUGCCUUACAGCAAGCACUUAACUAACUUGUAUGCAGAACAGGUUCAACUAAAAUGAUACUUUCAUUGAAACUGUUCCUUUUACAAAAAUUUAUUGUCGCGCUUGGAUUACAUAACGGAAGCUUAAUAACGGCUUGCCUACUUAACACGUCCCGUGUACAUUGCUUUCUGUGAAGAGUUUGUUUUUGCUUGUAUUUCAUUUCGAUUGUCAUUUAAUCUCCAAUGCAGGAGAUUUGCUCUGUACGACUGCUUGUAAAAUAUUGUUAAUUUAUUGGAAUUUCAUUCCAUCUGCAAUCAUUUUUGAUCUGUAACUUCCUUUAAUCUAACAUUGUGUUUAAAAAGCAGUGCUUUGUGCCGAUAUUUAUGAGAUUUUUAUUGAUAACUUUUUGUCUCAAUAUACUCAGUGGCACCUUAUCCAUUCUCACUCUUCUUGAUCAUUCGGCUAUAGCCCCUAAACUUUUUAUAUGUUUGAAAGGCGAAGUCAGGUUUAACGGGCGACAACUAAAUUUUGCCCAUAAGAAAUCACUCCGGAAAGUUUGUAUACGAUUUUCGCACGAUUGUUGUUUAAUCGUUACGAAACUAAUUCGGGGGUAUAAAACACGAGCUUGAAUGAGGCCCACUUAAAGAUGCCGCACAAACCUUUGUAUGUGUUCAGUAAAAUAUCAAUUUUC